GCAUCUGUUCCCAUUAGAAGUCAAGCAUUGGCCUCCUUCUAUGAUAUAUAACCCUCUUCCGCCCUCAAUGCACACACCCACAUAGCAAUCACUUGAAGGUUGAUAAGAAUGAUAGCCAUGGUGCAGAUGAGACUCCAUGCUUUUCUGUAUCCUUCAUCACAGCCAUGUCCAUCACAACUUUUCUAGUACUAUCCUUGUUUGGAUUCCUUGAAAUGUUAGGAAUCCAUCUUCAGUAUUCCAAACUAUGGAAUGUCAAUUCCAGGAGACCAUCAAUCAAAGUCUCCAGCACAGCAGACAUGCUUUUCUUGUAUACUCCUGCUUUUCUCUUCGGUCUUUCUUCCUUUGGGCUCUUCCCAGAUAAUGAUUUCCGAUGUGGGUUGGUGGCUUCAGCCCUCACAGUCCAUUUCCUCAAGAGAAAUUUGGAGGUUCUGUUCAUCCACAAGUAUAGUGGUGGCAUGGUUCUGGACUCUGGUAUCGUCAUCUCUCUCAGCUAUUUCACAUCCACAGCAACCACCAUCUAUUCCCAACACCUUGUCCAGGGGUCCAUGGAGCCACUAAUUGACCUCAAAUGCCCUGGGAUUCUACUAUUUUUAGUGGGAAUUUCAGGUAAUUUUUACCACCACUAUCUCCUUUCCAAACUGAGGGAAAAGGAUGAGAAGAGCUAUAAAAUCCCUAGAGGGGGUCUCUUUCACCAAGUCAUAUGCCCACAUUAUCUUUUCGAAAUUCUAGCAUUUAUUGGGGUUUCUUUCAUGUCUCAAACACUAUAUUAUUUCUCCUUCACAAUAGGCACUGCUUUGUACUUGCUUGGAAGGAGUUACGCUACUAGGAAAUGGUAUCUUUCCAAAUUUGAAAGUUUCCCUAGGGAGAUCAAGGCUCUAGUUCCCUAUAUUUUCUAGUUAUGUACAAUGGGGAAUGUGAGAUUUGCCCACAAUGUCACCAUGUAUACACAUGAUAUGUGGAAUUGUAUGAUCAAUUGUAAUAAAGUUGAAAAUUUGUAUGACAUUGGAAACUUAUAUUUGUUGUUUGUUGAGUUUCCACAAUGGUCUCAUUCAUAGUAAUGAAUUUUUAUUUUCACA
Molecule: messenger RNA, 1076 nt
Organism: Vitis vinifera (wine grape)
Lineage: Eukaryota; Viridiplantae; Streptophyta; Magnoliopsida; Vitales; Vitaceae
Exons: 2
Coding region: 165-896 (243 amino acids)
Biological process (GO): lipid metabolic process
Molecular function (GO): oxidoreductase activity, acting on the CH-CH group of donors
Source: RefSeq, a predicted model, not a curated record